AUGAUUGAAGCAGCUCCAUUUCUCUUUCAGAUGCUGAGCCUGUGGAUUCCAAUUUCUUUCCUUCUCACUGGAAUCAACGGUGAAGGGGAACCAAUCUGCUACGACAGACUGGGCUGUUUUCCCGUUGGAUACCCAUGGACAGGGAUAAAGGAGAGACCCAUCACCAGGGCCCCCUGGAGCCCUGAGAAGAUCAACACCCGUUUCCUCCUCUACACCAGACAGAACCCCAACAACUUUCAGGAAAUCAGCAGGACCAAUCCACAGACAGUCACCGUCUCAAACUUCAGCAGCAAUCAGAAAACUGUCCUAGUGAUCCACGGACACCUGGAAAAUGGAGAUUCCAAAUGGACUGUGGAUAUGUGCAAGACAAUUCUGCAAGUGGAUAACAUCAACUGCGUCUGUGUGGACUGGAGAGGUGGCUCGCAGUGUCCGUUCAGCCAAGCUGCUCAGAACAUCCGCGUGGUGGGAGCUGAAAUCGCAUUCUUCCUCCAUGCACUGGAGAGUAACUACAAUUACACCUUGCCUGAUGUGUACUUGGUGGGGCAUGGACUGGGUGCCCACGCUGCUGGUGAGGCAGGACGGAGGAAGCCGGGCAUCGCCAGAAUUACAGGCCUUGAUCCCGUUGCCCCAUACUUCCAGAACACUCCUCCUGAAGUGAGGUUGGAUCCCACCGACGCACUGUUUGUUGAUGUCAUUCACACGGAUGGUUCCUUCAAGUUCCCCAACAAAGGGUUCGGGAUGACUUAUCCUUGUGGUCAUGUGGACUUCUACCCCAAUGGAGGCGAGAACAUGCCGGGCUGCUCGAAGAACCUCAUUUCAACCAUCCUGGACGUGGAUGGGAUCUGGGAAGGCACAAAGAAUUUUUUCUCCUGCAACCACCUCCGUGCCGUGAAGUACUUCACAGAGAGUGUGGGAUCACCGGAUGGUUUUGUGGCCUUUCCAUGUGCCAGUGAGCAGGAGUUUCAGGCAGGGAAGUGUUUUGCCUGCCCCUCUGACAACUGCCCCACCAUGGGCUAUGACAUCGGGACAUAUCGCCCUGCCCCGGGACUGCUGCACCAGCUGCUCUACCUCAACACCGGCGAGUCCAGUCCCUUCGCAGUCUGGCGUUACAAGGUGUCGGUGAAACUCUCCGGUUCUCAUUCUGUGUCCGGUUUCAUUACCGUUGCCGUGUGUGGUACCAAAGGGAACUCCCGACAGCACAGAAUCACAAAAGCUAAACUCCACCCAGGCACCACGUACACGUCCCUUGUUGACCUAGAGCUAGAUGUGGGAGACAUCACCAAAGUGAAGUUCCUCUGGGACAACAGCGUGAUAGACAUAUUUCACCCUCAGCUAGGAGCAGAGGACAUCACCCUGGUCCGAGGGCAGGACCAUGCCAGAUUCGACUUCUGUGGGAGCCAGACGGUUAAGCAGAAGACCCUUCAAACCCUCAUGCCGUGCGCCAAAUAAGGGAUGUAUCAGAG
Pristis pectinata (smalltooth sawfish) is the source of this 1463-nucleotide messenger RNA. Its product is annotated as pancreatic lipase-related protein 2-like. The transcript has 12 exons. The coding region runs from base 1 to 1449 and encodes 482 amino acids. NCBI's taxonomy places the organism in Eukaryota, Metazoa, Chordata, Chondrichthyes, Rhinopristiformes, Pristidae. The record is from RefSeq and is a predicted model, not a curated record. Gene Ontology annotation, biological process: lipid metabolic process. Gene Ontology annotation, molecular function: triacylglycerol lipase activity; protein binding.